AUUCCUCCCGCCAAGUCCCCCCACUGCCAUUUGCCUGGUGCACACCCUAGUAGCUGCAGAAACUCUUCUGCACCACAUCUUCUGUGCAGCUUGGGGGGGGGAUUCCCAGCCGGAGCUGUCUGAGAGACAGAGUGAGAGGGAGAGCAAAGAGGAGAGGGAGAGAGUAGCUCCAGCAGCCGACGCCGAAGCUCUGCCCACUCUAUUGCAAUUGUGGGCACAGCGGGCAACAGAAGGGACCCCAAACGGGCUCAUGGAGACACGUCGAGGCCCGGCUGGGAUCCUUUGCACUUUGUGAGGCUUCUGGUCAGGUGGGAGUAGAUGGAUGUGAAGCACGGCCAGCUGCCCACGGGUGGCUUCGAGCAUCUGCAGCUGAAGGGUCGCCUGGAGCCACCCGGCCUGGCAGUCACUCGCAUGGGCAGCACCGUCUACAGCACCGUGCAGCAGCAAGACUACUCAGCCAGCGUGUGGCUCAGCAGGAGGGACAAGCUCGAGCACUCUCAGCAGAAAUGCGUGGUGAUCUUCGCACUAGUGUGCUGCUUCGCCGUCCUGGUGGCCCUGAUUUUCUCUGCUGUGGACAUUUGGGGGGGAGAUGAGGACGGCAUCACAGAGGACAACUGCAGCACCGAAUGUCGGAUAGUCCUUGUGGAGAAUAUUCCUGAGGACAUCACUUUUUCAGAAAAUGGCACAAGCAGCAUACCUCUCUCUGUGGGUCUGCACAAACUCCUGGACCUGGCCACCCGCUCAGUUGAGAUCGUCUCUUCCCACUGGGCCCUGACCUCAGCGGACCUCGAGUCUGGUUUUCCGGGUGCUGAACAGGGUCACUAUUUGUUUCAGCGACUCCUGGACCUCAAGUCCCACCAGAUCAGCCUGAAAGUGGCCAGCGGUCUCACCAAUUCCACAGAGCUGCGGAAACUGUCAAACAAAGGUGCGGAUGUGCGCUAUCUGAACAUGAGCGCUCUGACGAGGGGCCGCCUCCACUCUGCUUUCUGGGUCGUGGACCGGCAGCACAUUUACAUCGGCAGUGCCAACAUGGACUGGCGCUCACUCUCCAAGAUGAAGGAGCUUGGAGUCGUCUUGUACAACUGCAGUUGCCUGGCGCUGGACCUGCACAGAGUGUUCAGCUUGUAUUCUCAGCUGCAGUAUAAGGACUAUCUGCCAUCCAUCUGGUCCAAGAGGCUGACUGGCCUGUACAACAAGGACGAUGUCCUCAAACUGCAGCUCAAUAGCACCAAGGCUGAGGUCUAUGUGUCUAGCUCCCCGGAUGCUUUCUGCCCCAAAGACCGGACCAGAGACAUUGACGCCAUAUCCCAUGUAAUCCAGGAGGCCAAGCGGUUCAUCUACAUAUCCAUCACCGAUUACCUGCCACUCAUCAACAGGAGCCUGUACAGAUACUGGUCGCGUAUCGACGAGAUGCUCCGGGAAGCUUUGAUCCUGAGAGCCAUCAAGGUGCGCCUCCUGAUCAGCUGCUCGAAGCAGACACACCCCCUGACCUUUAACUUUGUGUGGUCCCUGAAGACACUGUGCAUGGAGAUGGCCAAUUGCACACUGCAGGUGAAAUUCUUUAAUCCCAGGGAACAGAAGGAUGGUACCCAAAUUGGAAUUAAUCACAACAAGUUCAUGGUGACUGAUAGCUCAGUGUAUAUAGGCAACUUUGACUGGGUGGGGAAUGAGUUUCUGUACAACGCGGGUGUAGGACUAGUGAUCAGCCAGCCAGAGGGAGUGGAGGAGAGGAACACCACCAUCGUGGAGCAGGUGAAAGCGGCCUUUGAGAGGGACUGGUACUCCCGCCACACCAAGAGCCUGCAGGCCAACAAGAUCCCCGAGUGUGGCAAACCCAGAGCUGGCCAGCCAGUCGCUCUCAAGGCCCAGAUGGACGUCGUGGAGGGCAGAGACACCAGCAACGCUUCUCUCUGAUCCCUGGCUUUUAAUCACACGCCAGUGGCCAGUGUCUACAGGCCAUGGAGAGCAAAAACCAUCCUGAAAGUUCAUACAUAAGACCACUCUGUAAAACCCACUUCCACACAAGAUUAAUUUAUUUUAAUAGCUCAGUGACGUGCUUAAUUUAGGAGGAUUUGUGAUGUUUUCCUUGCCCUUAAUGAAGCAUUUCAAAAUUAAAUAAUAAAACCAGAGUUCUCUUUGACAAACCAAAGAAGGGCAUUUAAGAUGGUUUAUUUGUUUCCUAAGUUUAAAAUUCACUUAGGAAUCAAACUUUUUUUGACAUGUAACACAGAUUCAGUAAUAAGUUGUUCAUUAAACAGCUAUAAUUCAAUAUAAAGAACCAUUUCAAAUAACGGAACAGGUCUGCCAUUAUUGCAUAAAAUACAAUUUUAGUUUGAGAUUCAUCAACGGUGCUCUAAGCAGAUCCAAUUUUUGAAGUGUUAAUAUUUCCAGGCAGAAAGCAUUGGGUAAUAAACAAAGUAAAGUGCUUUUCCAUCCCCAAGACCCCUUUGUUGUCAAGAUUAAAUUAGUGAAAGGGGAGGUUUGGUCUGACAGUGGAUUUUUCACUAAAAAACACCUGAUCAAAUAAAAGUGGUUGUAAAGGCAAUCGA
This is a messenger RNA of Paramormyrops kingsleyae, 2549 nucleotides long. RefSeq names its product phospholipase D family member 5 (gene pld5). Gene Ontology annotation, molecular function: catalytic activity. NCBI's taxonomy places the organism in Eukaryota, Metazoa, Chordata, Actinopteri, Osteoglossiformes, Mormyridae. The record is from RefSeq and is a predicted model, not a curated record.